This is a messenger RNA of Dreissena polymorpha, 1679 nucleotides long. Its product is annotated as somatostatin receptor type 2-like. The transcript has 3 exons. Lineage: Eukaryota; Metazoa; Mollusca; Bivalvia; Myida; Dreissenidae. The coding region runs from base 179 to 1468 and encodes 429 amino acids. Gene Ontology annotation, biological process: G protein-coupled receptor signaling pathway. The record is from RefSeq and is a predicted model, not a curated record. Gene Ontology annotation, cellular component: membrane; neuron projection. Gene Ontology annotation, molecular function: somatostatin receptor activity; peptide binding.
GCUUUGUUCGUCCCUUGCUAUAACACGAGCAAGUAGGCUAGUGGUUUGUAGUACUCUAUCGAGUUUAUUGGGGCACAUAUAUGCAUAUGGACUGUUCUGAAGAGAGGGAUAGCAUAAACCAAAGAAUACAUGAGUAGCAGCUGAUGACUUGACACUUGAGCUUGAACAAGGUUAAAGCAUGGAAACGACUAAAGAUGUACAGAAUACGACCGGCGUUUAUGUGUACGAACUGCUGUGCACCGUAGAUAACAGCUCGUCGCUUGAAAACGACACAUCGAUUGCAACAAAUGUAGAUUCACAGAUAUCUGUGUCACAUAUCACGAUGGUCACGUCGUACAUACUAAUUUGCCUAUGUGGAUUGAUUGGUAACGGUUUAGUCAUCUACGUAGUGCUUCGUUUUUCAAAGAUGAAGACAGUAACUAACCUCUAUAUUUUAAACUUGGCAAUAUCAGAUGUGCUGUUUCUUAUCAGCUUGCCUUUUCUUGUAACAACGACAAUGCUUGAACACUGGAUCUUUGGAAAAGCAAUGUGCAAGAUAUUCUUCGUGUCGUUUUCUAUAAACUUUUUUACGAGUGUGUUUACGCUAACUGCUAUGUCUGCGGACAGAUAUCUUGCAGUAUGCCAUCCAAUGAGAUCGGUCAACUACCGAACAACACGCAUUGCGUUUUUUGUGUGUUUAAGUAUUUGGUCCAUUUCAUUCUGUGUAAUGUUGCCAAUAAUCCUUUACUCCACAACUUUAGCUAACCCUAAAAAGCCAAAUAUGGAGCGAUGUACAGUUGAUUGGCCAGAUAAUGAUACAAUACGUGGACCGAAAGCUUUCACAUGGUACACUUUCUUGUUGGGUUUUCUAAUUCCUGUUACUUUAAUAUCGGUCUUUUAUAUGUCAGUUGUGUUACGUCUAAAAAGUGUUGGUCCUAGGAAAAAGUCAAAAGCGCGGAAAAAGUGUAACAAGAAGGUCACUCGUUUAGUGAUGGCUAUGAUCUGUGUGUAUAUCAUUUGUUGGUUGCCGUACUGGUGUUUUCAAAUUAACUUGACAUUUAAACCCGAACAUUUCCAGUUGCCCGAAUGGCAAAUAUAUAUGUUCAAAAUCUUUACGCUUUUGUCCUUUGCAAAUAGCAUGCUUAAUCCUAUAUUGUACGCAUUUCUGAGUGGAGUAUUUAGGAAAAGCUUCAUCGAGGCCUUUAAAUUUACGCGAUUUCUUCAAUCUUCGAAAUGUCGCGAUGGCGACAAAGGCGUGUUCCCGCGCUCGAAUACAAAGAAAGAAAACGGCGGCGAUGAAAAGUUUGAAUUCACAUCAAUGGUAAAUCAGACCGAAAACACGUGCAUGCUAGUGCAUAAUGCUUUUCAGAUGACUUCUUUUCCUGCGAACAAAUCAGAAGAUAGUGAAAACGAAAUAAUGCUGGGUACUCUUGCGGUUGUGCUUGUCGACAAAGAAAUACAAACAAAGCAAUCUGGACAAGACGUGUAGCAAUUUGUUCUGUGUGUUGUAAUGAAUUGAAAUGAAUAUUUAAUACACAUAUACAUUAUUUAACUUAUGUCUAUUACAGUACCACAGUAAGUUGAUGUGAGAAGGUUUUUUAAUUACUAAGUUUACGGAUCCAACGGCCCCAUUUUCGCUUUUCCAAAAAAGAGAGAUGAUAAACAGGUUUUCUUUCAUUUGAAUAAAAGGUAAAAAGUAA